CAGUUCGGAAAACGAUCUAUUGGGCCACAUAAAUCAGGAAAAUAGCUUCACCAAAUAACUAUUUUGCCAUGAAUCAUUUGAAAAACCUUACUGAACGGGUAAUGUGCCCAUUUGACCCUGUGCACGUGGUAGAAAGACGGAGAUUUCAAGCCCAUCUCAUCAAAUGUAAACGAAAUCUUCCCAAAAACCACGACUUUGUACAAUGCCAAUAUUGGCAUUUACACUAUGUUCGGAGGAGUGAAAUGAAUGACCAUCUUGAGUCCUGUGAGCAUAAGCUAGAAAAGGAGGCGAAUAAGAAAAUGUGGGAUGCUGAAACUCAGCCAAAAUUCUUCCAACCAAAACUUGUGUUUAAUGAAGUACUUCCAGCUGCUGAAUUAGAGAGCUGGGAUGAUGUAACUCUAACAGCACCAAAUUUCUCCUCAGAUAUCAUGCGUGCCAAAGCUAAUUACAUGACUGUUCCGCAGGGAUUGUCCAAAUCAAAGCGCAAGGACUUCAGGGAUAGAGAACGUGAACGCUUGCGGGAGAAAGAAUUUGCAAACGAAGGAAAAACGGAUGACGUGAAAGGUGAAAAAAAGAAGGACCCAGUUGAACUCAAAGCACAGUCGCUGCCAAGGAAACCAAUAGAGAAUCCAGUACAGCGUCUUGGACGAAUCGCGGCAAAAUUCCCAGCACAGAAAGGCCCGGAAGAAACAUCUAAUGAAACUUUCUCUUCAAUCGCGUUCUCAAAUCGACGUGAUACCGUAAAUCCUCCUGUAAUUGGAAGAGGAAGAGGGCUUUUAGGUUGGAACCACGUAGCAGAACCAGAACGGGCAUACCGCUUUAGCUCAGAGGAUUUCCCUAAAUUGUAAAAAGCAGAAGCCCACCAUAAAUUUUUUUGUUUUUUUAAGCAGUUGGUUGUUGCAAUAACUCAGAUUUUUGGAAAUUUAAUAAAUAGAACUUUUGAUAGAA
Messenger RNA from Daphnia carinata, 948 nucleotides. RefSeq names its product gametocyte-specific factor 1 homolog. Lineage: Eukaryota; Metazoa; Arthropoda; Branchiopoda; Diplostraca; Daphniidae. The record is from RefSeq and is a predicted model, not a curated record. The transcript has 9 exons. The coding region runs from base 69 to 848 and encodes 259 amino acids.